GUUUGUUUGAGAAAACAGUUGUGUGUCUUAUCAUAUAAAGAAUCACAUCUAUUUUCUAUGUACGUGCCAUCGCCCUCCAUAGAAAAUAAAUAGAGUAAAGGUCAGAGGUGAACCUGACGUCACUGCCAACAUGGCGGUUUCUAGGCUGGAAAUAAACUUUCGUCGACUUUUAGGUCGUUGUGAAGAAAUGGCAGCAGAAAGGAGGACUGGUGACUGGCGAUUAGAAAAGUACAUAGAGGCACUUCAAGGACAACUCAGUGAGCUGAACAAUCUACCAAGUCCAGGGAAACCCACCUCAGACAUCCUGAAAGAGUACAACAAGAAAGUGGAGUUUUUAAAGAAAUAUAUUGAGGCAGAAAAAUUAGAAUCCCCCAGUGAACGAGUCCUUGCUACAGAGUUGAUGAAGCCAGGCCAACCCAGCCUGGAGCACUACAGCACCCCCUCCUCGCAGCUGUCCAAUAGGAAGACACGAGAGCUCCAUGCCAGGGCCAGAUCUCGCUAUCAGAAGGAUAUGAGAGAAGAACUUCUUGGGAAGACGGACAAUGACAACAAAAGCGAUGCACCAGAUGCAUCAGGUGCAAGGUGGAGCAGAGGAGGGGAGGAGCCUGAGGAGGACCUGGACACGGUGUUACAGAGACAUCAGGACAUGCAGGCUAAGAUAGCAGAGGAGAUGCUGACACUAGCCAGGAGCCUGAAGCACAACCAGCUGGCUGCACAGAACAUCAUCAGGGAGGACACCAAGGUGUUGGAUAAAUCAUCCAAGCUAGCCGAGGGUAACUACGAUCGUCUGAAGGUGGAGACAGAAAGGCUUGAGCAGCAUGUGAAACGGUCGUGUAACUGGACCAUGUGGACCAUGCUGGCCAUCGUCUGCAUCAUUUUCCUCUUCAUGAUCCUCUUCAUCAGGCUGUUCCCCAAACCUAGAUGACCUCUGCACUGCAUUAUGGGACUGGUAGGAUUACUUGAAUCUUGGGUAAAAUGUUGCAACAAUCUUCCCCAAAUGUAUUUGAUCUUGAACUUCCAUUGUAACUAUAACUUUCUAUUAUGUUGGAGAUGGAGGAAGAAAUCUUUUAAAUGUGUGUUGGAUAGUAUGUAUAUGGAGUGGAUUCAUUCCUCAGCUAAUCAACAUCUUAUGCAUCACAAUCAUCCUUUAGUCGGUCACAUAGUCAGUCACAUAGUUCUGGUUUAGAACUUUUAUUCAACCUGUCAGCUAGACUGGUUUGGCCUCUUCAGUGGGGUGAUGACACAAAGUACAUGGACAUGGGGUUACACUUAUAUACCUUUUCAGUGCAGACCACCUGGUAACUUCAUACCCUAUAGGUCGUUUUGUCUUGACCUUAGUUGACCGACAGCAUGACCUUGGAUUGGAGAUAAGAUUGUAGAUACGAGUAGAUUGAUGAUAAGAUUAACAAAACAGUCUGGAGAUGUCCCCCUGCACCCAGAGGUUUGCUGUAAGUGAAUUUGAAUGGCAGAUAAAGAUAGAGAAAGUUGUAAUUUUGCAAAUGAAAAACAUAUAAAGCUUGAUGGUAUCAACUACGCUAUAGUCAAGCUUCAAACUUUAUUUAAAACAAAAGAUCACCUGCCAAUAAAUAAUGUAUGACGUCA
Messenger RNA from Branchiostoma floridae (Florida lancelet), 1602 nucleotides. Its product is annotated as vesicle transport protein USE1-like. Gene Ontology annotation, molecular function: SNAP receptor activity. The transcript is spliced from 8 exons. Gene Ontology annotation, cellular component: endoplasmic reticulum; SNARE complex. The record is from RefSeq and is a predicted model, not a curated record. Bases 131 to 925 code for a protein of 264 amino acids. Lineage: Eukaryota; Metazoa; Chordata; Leptocardii; Amphioxiformes; Branchiostomatidae. Gene Ontology annotation, biological process: retrograde vesicle-mediated transport, Golgi to endoplasmic reticulum.